GCUGCCUUACCCUCUGUGGCAUCUGUGCCUUCUUCUCGUCCCCCAGUUCAUUGCUUGAAUGGCUCUGCCGCCUCCAGAUCCACAGUUUGUGCUCAGAGGUACCAGUGCUGCAGUCCACACUCUGCAUUUUUCCUGUGGAGGCCAAGAACCUGAUGUUCCUGUCCUUUUCUCUGGGUCUGAGAACGGGUUUAUCCAUGUCUGGAACCUGAAAACACACAGAGUGGACACAGCACUGGAUGGCCAUGGAAGAAAAUCUGUCUACUGCGUGGAGACAAUGGGUGGUAAAGACAGGCUCCUCAGUCAGGGUCGCGACCAGAGGAUCUGCCUGUGGGAUUUGGCAGAGGGACGGACUUCAGUGAUGGAUUCUCUCUUCACGGAGCACGUUGGAUUCUGCAGAUGCUCUUUGUUGAAGGUGGCACCGGGACGCUGGCUGAUGGCCACGGCAGCCAGAGGCCUGGAGGAGGUUCAGGUUUUGGAGCUGCCAUCCAAAACGUCAGUCUGUACCUUGAAGCCAGAGGUGGGUGCCAAGCUGGGCAUGCCCAUGUGUCUGAAGUUAUGGCAGCUCAACAGUGGUUCACAACCUUUGCUUCUGGCUGGCUAUGAAGAUGGAUCAGUGGUCCUCUGGAACGUGUCAAUGGGAAAAGUGUUGAGCCAACUCAUUUGCCACCAGGAGCCAGUGAUGAGCCUUGACUUUGACUCAGAGAAGGCCAGGGGGAUCUCGGGCUCAUCUGAAAAGGUGCUUAGCAUCUGGAGCCUCAAUGAGCAACAGAACCUCCAGGUUUACAAAACACAGGAACUUGUCAAUGCUGGCAUAGCUGAUAUCACCAUCCGCCCGGACAAGAAGAUUUUAGCAACAGCAGGGUGGGAUCAUCGCAUCAGGAUCUUUGGCUGGAAAAAACUGAAGCCCUUAGCAGUGCUGGACUAUCACACUGCAACUGUCCAUUGUGUGUCCUUCUCGGAUCACACAAACCCCCGGGAGAGACUGCUGGCAGCUGGCUCGAAAGAUCACCGCAUCAGUGUCUGGUCAAUAUAUACUCAGACAUGACACAUUCUGCACUGCCGGGGACUCGGAAAACCGGAUUGGUGAAGCAAUUCCUGACAUUGUAAUUCAAACCUGGAUGUGGGGAACUAGUAGAAUCUGUCUUCAGGCUGAAGUGAGAGUCCUAGGUUAAUUCUUAUGCUGCUUGUUUAAGAGGCGAGUUUUGUUUUCCAGAGAGGGAAGUGGAUUUUAAAAAUUUGUAACAAGCAGAGCAAGGCCAGUCACAAAGACACAGAACAAGUCACUUCGGGUUCUGCUACAGGUUUUGCAACAGCUUCUCUCUGGCAGGUUGCUGAAGUAACUUGUGCCAAUAUCUUUUGUGAAAAAGGACUGGAGCCCCUCAGACUGCGGUGGGGGCAGAAUAUGGCAGUUUGUAAGUCAUUUAUGUAUCCAAGAAUCUGGAUCAGUGUAAAAUAUCACUCCUUGAAAAUUUAUACCCAUUAAACCACCUCCAGUGAUUUCUCAUUGUCAGUUACUUUUUCUUCCCCGUAGCUGAGAGGCUAUCAGGACAACCUUGAUUUGUUCACACUUCUGUCAGUUUCUAACUUAAACCAACAGCCAGGAAUGUGACUAGGGACGGCCUUUGGCAUUUAUGAAUUUCAUUAUGUCUCCUGUCACCUCAAGCCUCACAAUUAAUCACAAGAAAGAAAGGGAAAAAAAUCUUCCCUUGCACUGCACUGCAAAGCUAUGUAAAGCCUUUUACAGAGCCAGUGCUAAAUCCUUUCCAUGGACUGACUAGCUGAAGGAUUUAAACUCAGCUAUCCAAUUAACGCCCUUCUCCUUGGAGAGUUAGGGCUAAGUUUCAGCAUGGCAAGUCUGGGAUUCAGCUACACAACUCCCAUUAACAUUUUGGGGAAUUGCAUGGUUAAAUCCUUAUCCACACAGUGCAAAUAGCUCCAUUAACUUGUCAUCUCUACAGUUGGGGAAGCCGAAUUUCAUUCAUGAAGGGUUUUUUGUUUGAAUCAUGAAGCAGAAUUUGCAUUCUGCUAAAGCA
Molecule: messenger RNA, 2033 nt
Organism: Acanthisitta chloris (rifleman)
Lineage: Eukaryota; Metazoa; Chordata; Aves; Passeriformes; Acanthisittidae
Gene: GNB1L
Product: guanine nucleotide binding protein (G protein), beta polypeptide 1-like
Exons: 6
Coding region: 59-1045 (328 amino acids)
Molecular function (GO): protein binding
Source: RefSeq, a predicted model, not a curated record